GUACUGCUGUUUGCGGGGGUGGAACACGCUGUUCAUCUGCGGCACGGGCGAGUACGGCACGGCCACGUUCCCAUGCCCAGGUGUUCCCACAGGUGUGACUCCAGGUGUGUCUCUCCCCAGGUACUGCCGUUUGCGGGGCUGGAACACGCUGUUCAUCUGCGGCACGGACGAGUACGGCACGGCCACAGAGACACGGGCGCUGCAGGAGGGGCUGAGCCCGCGGCAGCUCUGCGAUCGCUACCACGCCCUGCACGCCGACAUCUACUCCUGGUUCCGCAUCGCCUUCGACCACUUCGGCCGCACCACCACGCCCCAGCAGACCAGGAUCGCCCAGGACAUUUUCCAGCGGCUGCUGGCGCGGGGGUUCCUGCUGCAGGACACGCUGGAGCAGCUGCGCUGCGACGCCUGCGGCCGGUACCUGGCCGACCGCUUCGUGGAGGGCACCUGCCCCUUCUGCGGCUACGGCGAGGCCCGCGGCGACCAGUGCGACCAGUGCGGCAAGCUCAUCAACGCCGUGGAGCUGCGGGUGGGCAGGGGGCCCGGGGAGCCUCAAAACCCCUUUGGGAACCACAAAUCCCCCUUUGGGACCCCCAAAACCCCUUUAGUCCCCUCCCUGCCCCGGGGUCACCUCACCUGUGACAGAGUCCCCUCCCUGCCCUGCUCCCAACGUCAGCUCACCUGUGACAAGGUGAGUGUCCCCUGUGUCCCCCCUGGGUCACCUCACCUGGGGCACGCCCGUACCCCUGGAUGGCUUCCGGGACAAGUGUCACCUGUGUCCCACCCCCUGGGUCACCUCACCUGGGGCACACCUGUACCCCUGGAUGGCUUCCAGGACAAGGUGAGUGUCACCUGUGUCCCCCUGGGUCACCUCACCUGGGGCACACCUGUACCCCUGGACGGCUUCCGGGACAAGGUGUUCUACGUGUGGUUCGAUGCUCCCAUCGGGUACCUGUCCAUCACAGCCACCUACACUGACCAAUGGGAGCGCUGGUGGAAGAACCCCCAGCAGGCGGGGUUAGGACCUCACAGCGGGUGCUCACCUGUCCCUUACCUGUCCCCACCUGUCCCUUACCUGUCCCCACCUGUCCACCUGUCCCCCCCUGUCCCAGAGUACCUGAACUACGAGGACGGCAAGUUCUCCAAGAGCCGCGGGGUGGGCGUGUUUGGGGACAUGGCCCAGGACACGGGGAUCCCGCCGGACGUGUGGCGCUUCUACCUGCUCUACCUGCGGCCCGAGGGCCAGGACAGCGCCUUCUGCUGGGCAGACCUGCUGCUGAAAAACAACUCGGAGCUGCUCAACAACCUGGGCAACUUCAUCAACAGGGCCGGCAUGUUCGUGUGUAAGUUCUUCUCGGGCGUGGUGCCGGCCAUGGCGCUCACGGCUGAGGACCAGCGGCUCCUGGCCAGGGUCACGCUGGAGGUGCGCCAGUACCACCUGCUGAUGGAGAAAGUCCGGUGGGUGCGGGGGUCCCCAAACCCGGGGGGAGGGGCAGAACCUGCCCGUCUGGCCGCGCUGCUGCAGCCCUUCGUGCCCGGGGUCAGCGCCGCCAUCCAGGAGCAGCUCCGCAUCCCCCCCGAGCGCUGCGGCCUCGGGCCCGGCCUGGCCUGCACGCUGCCCGCCGGACACCGCGUGGGCACGGUGAGCCCCCUGUUCCAGAAGUUGGAGCCCGAGCAGGUGGAAGCUCUGCGCCAGCGUUUCGGGGGAGGGCAGGCCAAACAGCCCCUGCCGGCCUCAGCCCCCCCUGCAGCCCCCACCCCUUGUGCAGCUCCAGGUGACCCCAAACUGAUCCAGGAGCUGACGGAGCAGGUGGCCAAACAGGGCAACCUGGUGCGGCAGCUGAAGGCCACCCAGGCCGACAAAGCCCAGGUGGACGCCCAGGUGGCCAAACUGCUGGAGCUGAAGCAGCAGCUGGCCCUGGCCGAAGGCCGGAGCCCCGAGGUGCCCAAGGGCAAGCGGAAGAAGUARCCCCAGUAACGGGACUGGGACACACUGGGGAGUGACCCCAGCACCCCCAGUAACCAAACUGGGCCGUGCUGGUUGUGUUGGACGCGUGUAAUAAAUGACAAGAGCUGUACAGUGGCGUGGARAAGCUGCAUCCACUUGUCUGUCCGUGUGUCCAUCUGUCCGUGGGGCUGCCCCCUCUGCCAGUCCGUGGGGCAGCAGAGUCCUUGUCCCCAGCUCUGGGACAGCGCUGUCACCGUCCCCCGGUGCUGUGAUCGGUCCGUGUCCCGGCCCCGCGCUGGGGCAGCCGCUACA
Molecule: messenger RNA, 2257 nt
Organism: Malurus melanocephalus (red-backed fairy wren)
Lineage: Eukaryota; Metazoa; Chordata; Aves; Passeriformes; Maluridae
Gene: MARS1
Product: methionyl-tRNA synthetase 1
Exons: 12
Biological process (GO): methionyl-tRNA aminoacylation
Cellular component (GO): cytosol; aminoacyl-tRNA synthetase multienzyme complex
Molecular function (GO): methionine-tRNA ligase activity; ATP binding
Source: RefSeq, a predicted model, not a curated record